This is a messenger RNA of Notechis scutatus (mainland tiger snake), 2056 nucleotides long. It is a transcript of the gene CNPY2, whose product is annotated as canopy FGF signaling regulator 2. The record is from RefSeq and is a predicted model, not a curated record. NCBI's taxonomy places the organism in Eukaryota, Metazoa, Chordata, Lepidosauria, Squamata, Elapidae. Gene Ontology annotation, cellular component: endoplasmic reticulum.
AAGAAGACUGGGAAAGCGCCUCUAACCGGCACUGAGUGGGGGAAUCCGAGGGAGCGCGAGGGUCCGCUGUGGGGGAUGCUGGUUGCUUGCCCACAUCUAGGAAGAUGAAUGGCUGGAUUUCAAGCACCAUCUGCUUCUUAUUGCUAUUGAGUAGUGUUUGUACCCAGAAGAGCCAAGAUCUCCGCUGUGGAGUAUGCCGGGCUCUAGUGGAUGAGCUGGAAUGGGAAAUAUCUCGAAUAGAUCCGAAAAAAACUAUCCAAGUAGGCUCCUUCCGCAUUAAUCCUGAUGGAAGCCAGUCCAUAGUAGAGGUGCCCUAUGCCAGAUCUGAGGCUCACCUGACGGAGCUGUUGGAGAACAUCUGUGAAAACAUGAAUAACUAUGGUGAAAAGAUCGAUCCUUCAACUCACAGGAAGAAUUAUGUCAGAGUGGUCUCCUUUGAUGGGACCAAGAUGGAUCUUUCUGAAACCAAAUUUGAUGGUGAUGUGACAUCAAGCCUGAAGUUUGCAUGUGAGAAAAUAGCUGAAGAGUACGAAGACGAGCUCAUAGAAUUCUUUUCCCAUGAGGCAGAAAAUGUCAAGGACCGGCUAUGCAGCAAACGAACAGAUCUCUGUGACCACGCCUUACAUCUCUCGCAUGAUGAACUGUGAAGUGUAAAGGCUGACUGACCUGGUAGAAGACUUUGCCUAAUUCUUUGUAGACUACAUCCCUUUUUACAAGCACCUAUAAUUAUUGUCCCAGGAGUUGUCUUUCAAUUUGGGGGAAAGUGCAGAACACCCUAGAAACUUAAGACUGUGUAUCAGAGGAGGGGGGGGGGGAAUUCCAAGGCAAGCUUCUUGAUAUAAUUUUACGAAGCAAACACAAGAUGACAGAUCCAACAUUUGACUUUUAAGCACACACACUAAGUAGAUUGUUUUAUAAAAGGAAAGAGAUUUCUAUCAUUAUCAAAGUCCACUUUGCAGUAGCAUUGACAUUGUUAGUGUGUUCUAAUUUUUAAAGAAAAAGAUGCUUUGUGGUUGUAUGCAAACUGAGUUGCAGAUCGUCUCAAGCAACCAGCAAUACAACUUCCACAUUCACUUCCAAAAUAGAAUUUGAGCAGAAGAAUCUUACAAAUGUUAUUCUCACUUUUGAACCCAACUUAUUUAAAGACCUGGGGCAGGACAAUCAUUUGUAAAAACUUUCUCUGAAUUGGAAAGAUAAAUAGAACCUAUAGAGAUGCCCUCAUUAUAAAGCCAAAGAAGGGACCAUUGUAUAGCACCUUCCCAGUCUCCAACACAACUGUGAACUAUGGUUGCAAUGGCCAUAUGGAGGCCACAUGACAUUGUUAUUGUGCAGGGAUUGUUCCAUAUUGUAGAUGGAGUAUUUGUAGAACAUACAUACCCAGUUGGUUAUUACAUGGUUCAAUGUUUUUGUGUGAAGAGCCAACUGACCUCAGAAAAUGGCCUCUAGGAAUGAUUGGCCGUAUUACAGAGAUUCUGCAUAAAACAUUCAGAUCAGAUAGCAAGCCAGUCUAUAUUGCCUGUAUGUGGAGUGAUAACCAUACAACAGUCUUUUUAUUGUCUUUUAAAUUAUUACAUAAAAUGGCUGCUCCCUUGCUGUGAGAUGUGAGCGAUAUUCAGGAAUGUGCUGAUUUGGGGCAUCAGACACUUGGAGAAUGGGGAAGAUGUGUUUCUUUUAAUCUAUGUUUUCAUAAGAGGAUAAAAUACAUUCCAUGGUGGCUAGAUAAUAAAUUGGAAUUGGGUCCUACUCAAAUUGGCUAAUGGAUUUUCCCCCAUUUUUAAUUGAAAAGAAUAUGUAUUAGAGCAUUAUAGAGCAUAUUGACUUUACUGCUAUAAUAGCAAUCUUAGAUUUUUUUUUCCAACUGGGAGUUCAGUCGCUUGCAUCAUCAAACAUGUAGCCUACCAGAUUUAUUCAAAUAACGUCCAGAACCAUGCUGGAUUCAUACGUCAUGUUAAGCCAAAAUCACACAAUUCAUUACAAGCCUUUGAUUUGCUUCCAUUAUAUCCUUCAACUUUUACUACCUACUGUAUGUAAUAUGAAAUACUACUGGCCUGUCUUC